Messenger RNA from Hippocampus comes (tiger tail seahorse), 1479 nucleotides. RefSeq names its product GPN-loop GTPase 1 (gene gpn1). The transcript has 13 exons. Bases 50 to 1216 code for a protein of 388 amino acids. Gene Ontology annotation, molecular function: GTPase activity. The record is from RefSeq and is a predicted model, not a curated record. Lineage: Eukaryota; Metazoa; Chordata; Actinopteri; Syngnathiformes; Syngnathidae.
GAAGAAGAAGAAGAAGAAGAAGAAGAAGAAGAAGAAGAAGCGGAGAACAAUGGCGGCGCCCGGUGCGACGCGCGACGUCUUGUCGGAUGUUGAGAAGAAUCUCGCGGAGGAGAAGGACGGGAGGAAAGCCGUGUGUUUGCUCGUGCUCGGCAUGGCCGGAUCCGGAAAGACGACCUUCGUUCAGAGGCUGACGGCUCACCUUCGCAGCCUCCAAAGUCCUCCUUACGUCAUCAACCUGGACCCCGCCGUCCGCGACCUUCCCUUCCCCGCCAAUAUCGACAUUCGGGACACGGUCAACUACAAAGAGGUGAUGAAGCAGUACGGCCUGGGACCCAACGGCGCCAUCGUCACCUCGCUCAACCUGUUUGCCACGCGCUUUGAUCAGGUGAUGCACUUCAUCGAGAAGAAGCGGCACGAUCACAGGUACGUCCUGAUCGACACGCCGGGCCAGAUCGAAGUGUUCACGUGGUCGGCGUCCGGCAGCAUCAUCACGGAAGCUCUGGCGUCGUCCUUCCCCUGCGUGGUGGUCUACGUCAUGGACACGUCUCGCAGCGUCAGCCCCGUCACCUUCAUGUCCAACAUGCUGUACGCCUGCAGCAUCCUCUACAAGACCAAGCUCCCCUUCAUCGUGCUCAUGAACAAAACGGACAUCAUCGGGGAAAGCUUCGCCGUGGAGUGGAUGAACGACUUUGAGGCUUUCCAGGACGCCCUGAACCAGGAGAGAUCCUACGUCAGCAACCUGACGCGCUCCAUGAGUCUGGUCCUGGACCGCUUCUACUCCGACCUCAGGGUGGUGGGCGCGUCGUCGGUGACGGGCGCCGGCUUGGACCAGCUGCUGGCGAAGGUGCGGGAGGCGGCCGACGAGUACGAGCGGGAUUAUCGGCCGGAAUACGAGCGACUUCGCAAGCGGCUGCUGGAGGCCGAAAGCGGGAAACGCCGAGAGCAGCUGGAGCGACUCGGCAGGGACCUCGGCGCCGUCCGCAUGACCACCGAUUCGGGCGCAGAAACGGCCAGCGCGGGCGGGCCCAGCGACCUCAUCAUGACCCGCGGCGCCGAAGACGACGACGACGAGGCAGCGAGCGACACGGAUGACGUGGACCGCGGCGGGGCGGAGGAGAGCAGAGAGAAGGAGGCCUUUGGAAACUUCCUGCGGGAGAGGAGGGAGGCGGCGGCGGAAGGGCCCAAUCGCAAGUGCCGCUUACCCCCGGGCCCUUGACGCGGGAUGUCCUCAAAGCCCCGCCCCCUCCCCUCCCUUUUUCUUCUCGUGGCCUCUUGGUUCCCAGCUCGCGCGGCGCCCUUUGCCGGGCGGGGGCUCUGCCCGUCGAGCCGGCUUUCUUUUCCGCCGCCCUCAUCCGAGCCUCCGAUCGAGGCCCAGGGGCCGGCGGCGCCCCUUUUCCACCUGGAACUCGCUCGAUCGGAAUCAUCGACUCCCGACGAUUCGGAUCGGCCGGGAGCGACGGACGGCGGCCCGCGACGACC